CAAUGAAAAAGAAGCUAGUAAAAUGGACAGGAAACACUCCCGCUGGUCGUAGACUGAUAUAAUAGUUACAUACCAGAAUCAUUCAGUGCUGACAUAACGAUGGUGUCGAAUGCGUGCUUCGUUCUGCUUGUCAUACUGGCAAUAUGUGUGACGGGCGACGGUUCUCCCCAAGUUAAAUACUUACACGUCAGAUCUGAUGUUAGGAUGCGGUUUGCUACAACAGAGAUUACCAGUGUAAUGGCUAACAACCAGAAUUACUCCACAGACGUUACAUUCAACGUGUAUCUCCCAGACCAAGCGUUCAUUUCGAAUUUCUCCAUGAUAAUUGAUGGAGUGGAAUACGGAGGCGAAGUAAAAGAAAAAGAGCAAGCCAAAAAGGCGUACGAAAGAGCCAAGAAAAGAGGACAAAGUGCUGGUCAUGUCGCUCAAAAACCUCGCGAAGCAAACAAGUUCAAGGUUGAUAUAAAUGUUGCUGCACUGAAGGAAGUGAAGUUUACACUAAGAUAUCAAGAAUUACUGAAACGAAAGUUUGGUAUUUAUGAACAUGCAGUUUAUGUGGACCCAGUUACUCCAGUGGACGAUUUUCUGAUCGAAGUUUUCCUUGCAGAAUCAAAGGAAAUCAGCUAUUUGCAAGUUCCACCAUUGAGACCCAUCGACCCAACCGUUGUUUAUAACGAGACAGGAAAAACUAACCCAGACGCCGAAAUUUCUCGUCCAUCAUUAAAGUCAGUUAAAGUUCUGUACAAACCGGAAACAAACGUAAGCGGUGUCUUCGUGAUCAAAUAUGAUGUUGAUCGGAGAGAAAAGUUCAACGGAGAUAUAAUGGCAGUAAAUGGUUACUUUGUUCAUUUCUUCGCGCCAACUGAUUUGGAUCCAAUUCCCAAAGACGUUCUCUUCAUAAUAGACACAAGUGGAUCGAUGUAUGGACGCAAGAUGACUCAAGUGAAAAGUGCCAUGGAUCAGAUUGUUAAUGACAUGGCCGAAGGAGACCGUUUUAACAUUAUGGACUUUGACGGUAGCAUAAAAUUUUGGAAACAAGACAUGGUGCCAUGGGAGGAAAAGAACAAAGCGGACGCUUUGAAAUGGAUAUACAAUCGAGACGCUUCGGGCUCUACAAAUAUAAACAAGGCUCUUGUCGACGGCUUAAAAUUACUUCAUAAAUUCCAACUCUCCAAGCGGGACGGACGUUCACCAUUGAUUAUAUUUUUAACGGACGGGGCUGCCUCAGCUGGUGAAACCAACAGCAACAAUAUAUUAACCAACGUAGGUGAAACUAAUAAUGAUGAAAUUCCAGUAUUUUCUUUGUCGUUUGGAGCGGAUGCUGACUUUACUCUGCUCCAGAAGAUUUCUCUGCGAAAUUUCGCUGUUGCUCGACGAAUUUACGAGGCUUCUGAUACUGUAAUCCAGUUAAAGAACUUUUAUAAUGAGAUAUCGGCUGCAUUGAUGACGAAUCUGCAAUUCGACUAUUUCGGAGACAAGGUUGAGAACGACUCACUGACCACCAGCCAGUUCCGUCGUUACUUCAAGGGAACAGAAUCUGUAAUUGCUGGUCGUCUAAAUGAUGACUCAAUAUCAACACUCAGGUGGAAUCUUGUUGGAAGUACAAAUGCAGGAGCAAUCGAUCAUACGGAUGAAACAGAACUGUACGAUCCAUCGGCGGUAGGCGAAGGAAUUGGUCUGCUAAAAGACGAAGACAUCAAGGGUAUUCCCGAAAAACUGUGGGCCUACCUAACGAUUAAGCAACUUUUAGACAAGAGAAUAGCAGCAACUACGGAAGAGGAAAAAGAAGAAUUGAAACAGCGAGCAAUAGAACUUUCUUUGAAGUACAAAUUUGUAACUCCAGUGACAUCGAUGUUGGUCGUCAAACCGGAGAGCGAAUUUGGAGAUCCAUUAGAUACAUCGACACAAAAACCCACAUCACCACCAAAAAGUGGAGGUCCGAACACUUAUGGAAGACGACGUGGCGGUGGCGGCGGUGGCGGCGGCGGCGGCGGCGGCGGCGGUGGUGCAUCUGGUGAUCCACACUUCCUCGUGUACGUGAAAAACCUGACUUAUCCCGUGUGCUUUGACGUCCCUGCAAACGAAGGUGAAAAACUGACUUUAAUUUCAGAUCCCUCACGAGCUCUUGAAGUUACAGCAGCAAUGAUAGCAAGCAAAGAUCAUUACAAAACUGGUGAACUGAAAACCUUUAUGGGAACAAUAUUCAUUCAAUCACGCUUCACCAAUGUGAUCGUUACACCUCAAUACAUUUUCUUUAACGGACAGAAGUAUUUGUGGACCAACGAGACACGAAUACUUUCAAGUAACUCAAAUCUCGAAAUCAACGGAAGAGGACACAGUCUCAUGAUAAAAAUCUCGCAGUACCAACAGUUUCUUAUCAAACGCUCUUUGGCUGGAAAACGACCAACGAAAGUUGAUUAUCUGAACUUCCACGUGGUCAUUGGAAAAGGAUUCUCAAAGAGUGUCACCGGCUAUAUUGGAAAGUUUAUGCACCUGAAAGCAAAACUGAGACACACAAAGAAAAACGCCAAAGGACAAACGGUCGGAAAGUUGACUUUUACAAAACCUCCCAAACAGAGGUUUGUUGAACACGCAAUCUUAAAUUUCAGAAAUAAUAUGAUUAUUUCCACAGUACCCUGCUGGGUUUUACAUCAUAAGUUCAUCUGAAGGCCAUAGAAAACGUACGCUUACGGGUGUGAGUGCUAACACGCCUGCGAGCUAGCAUGCUGUCUACAUGUGUAUAUCUGCAAAGGCACCACAUCGUACUACAUAACAUUUUAAUGGACUGAAAUUAUGAAUUCUCAGCUAGAGAUUUUUACAUCACAAGCACCCACAAAUACAAACACGUACAUAAUCACUAAUAUGUAUAUAUAUAUGUAUAUAUAUAUAUAUAUAUAUAUAUAUAUAAAGAAUAAAAAGGAUAAAAGGAGGCCUGUGAUGGCUUGCAUCGGCAAGACUUGUAUUAUAUGGAAAAUGCAAUGGAAAGACUAAUUCGAAGUUGUCGAGGGGAGAGGAAUAUCAGACGUUCUCGAUAGGGUCCUUCUUCAGGGUAAGGUUGACAAGACACAAAUAAAUUAAGGAAAAUAAUCUUACAUUUGCAACUGAUGAGGAUUGCAUGACAAUAUGAACUUCGAAUGUAAACAAGGGGAAGUAAGGAAAGGAAAGUGAGUGAAAGAGUGAAAGAGUGAAAAAGAGAGAGAGAGAGAAUGAUACCAACACUCUUUUCCCCCUGUUCACGUUUGCCUGCUGUUGUACCCCACUUUUAAAUUUUCUUCCCUUGACCCCCGCCUCUCAUCCUCUUUUUCUCCCUUACAACUCUGUCCACCUGUGGAGCUCAGGUUGUCUUGUGUUCCUCAUCAGUUGCAGCCAAUUUCUCAGACAUAGAUGAUACAACUCUCGGUCGACUUUCUUUUAUUUCCUUCACAUCAACUUUACCCUGAAGGAGAACUCUGUCGGAAACGUUGAAACUUCCACUCAUCAAUGCAUUUUCACUGUACUCUUUCUGUUGCUUUACACAAUAUGUAAAAUAUAUAUGUAUAUGAUAUAUAUAUAUAUAUUAUAUAUAUAUAUAAUAUAUAUAUAUAUAUAUAUAUAUACAUACAUAUAAAAACUGAUGAUAUACGCAUAUAAAAAUCAAGGACUAAAUACAAAAACAUAAACUUUGAGGGAAAACUGUGAAGUAUGUUACUUCUUAAAUGAUUGCCUUACAUAAGCAACACGUAAAAAUAAGGACACAGAUCAAAUUAUAUAUCCAGAGAAAAUACAUUAACAAUACAUAUGGUUUAUAAUCUGGCAAGGCUGCAUAAUCUCCAUUUUUACAACCGGUGCAAUAGAACAGAACCUAUAAAUAACAUCGAAGUUAGUUACGGGUGAUGAUAACCAGUAAAUAGAACAGAAUAUGGUUCAGUUGAACAAUUAAUUGUCAAAGACUUGUUUGAUACUAUAAUUUGAAUAAAUUAUUCAGGACACGCUAAAAAUAAUUUUCAA
Molecule: messenger RNA, 3987 nt
Organism: Octopus sinensis (East Asian common octopus)
Lineage: Eukaryota; Metazoa; Mollusca; Cephalopoda; Octopoda; Octopodidae
Product: inter-alpha-trypsin inhibitor heavy chain H3
Exons: 13
Coding region: 100-2667 (855 amino acids)
Biological process (GO): hyaluronan metabolic process
Molecular function (GO): serine-type endopeptidase inhibitor activity
Source: RefSeq, a predicted model, not a curated record